This is a messenger RNA of Penicillium verhagenii, 2010 nucleotides long. RefSeq lists its product as uncharacterized. The transcript is spliced from 6 exons. Gene Ontology annotation, biological process: proteolysis. The record is from RefSeq and is a predicted model, not a curated record. Lineage: Eukaryota; Fungi; Ascomycota; Eurotiomycetes; Eurotiales; Aspergillaceae. Bases 1 to 2010 code for a protein of 669 amino acids. Gene Ontology annotation, molecular function: serine-type peptidase activity.
AUGUAUCUCAAGGCAACAUUGUUAGCCCCGGUCGCGUUAGCGGCACUUGUCGGGGCAAGCGUGCAUGCACGCGAUGUUGAACCAUGUGCGCAGAUCACUAAUAUGGUGUCAAGUGCUAAUCAGGCUCAAUCAAGCACUUCCAUCUCCCAUGAACUGGCGUAUCAAUGUCUGAUGUCGAUGCCUUUUGAUUCGGACCGUGCAGUUGUCUUUCUGACUCAGGUUCGCAAAAUGCUCGAAUUUCAGUCAACUAUUGACAUUCUGAAGAAUCCACCGUCUGGCUAUGAUAUGCCUGCUAUCGAUCUUCUAGGGGGGAUCGAUUCCAUUCUAGACAAGGUCCGCAGCGGUAGCUAUUCUAGCCAGUUUGAGAUGGACUUGGAUGUUUCUGGUCUCAUAGCUUCUGCACACGACAGUCACUUGGUAUUUCAGUUGUGCUCACAGUCGAUCUUUACUUUUGAGAUUGAUUUGCCUCUUGUCUCUAUUUCUUCAGACGGACUUGCACUUCCGGAAGUAUAUACGCUCAGCGAUGCAAAGGCUCAAAUGAGUGGCUUAACGGAUAUAUCAUCCAUCAAAUCUAUAAAUGGCACUUCUGUUGCCGAUUAUCUUGAGUCAUAUGCAUUUACUCAAAGCCUUCAAGACCGUGAUGCACAAUACAACCGAGUCUUCCCAGCACUACCACGCACCUUCACCAACACUCCUACCAAUGUGAAUGGUAUCUGGGCUGCCAAUGGCGCCUGGACUGAAGGCUCAGAAUUCACUAUUCAAUACUCUAACGGGACCAGUCAGACCGUUCAAAAGACUGCUACUCCAAUGGAGAGGUACUUCUCAUACCAGAAUGGAACGGAGCUAUACAAUAUCAACUGUCUUCCGGAAAGCUUGCCAACAGGAGCAAGCUCAGGUGCAGGUGCUGAGCAGGCGUCUGGAGAUACCGGACUUCCUAGCGCGGCAUCGGGCAAUCCGGAGGGCUCCAUUGCUGGUUAUUUCUCCAAUCUUACUGGCCUAGAGGAUACUGGUAUUCUUUUCUUGCCGACCUUCUCUUCGAGUCCGUCUCAAGUUGCUCAGGAGGCUGUUUAUUUCUUACAAAAUGCCACUGCUGCAGGAAAGAAGAAUAUCUUGAUCGACGUUACUGCCAAUCCGGGAGGCUAUAUGUCUACAGGAAUAGACAUGUCUCACAUUUUCUUCCCGGAAUCAUCCCCUUAUACUGCAACACGUUUCAGAGCGCACGAUUCUGCAAAAUAUCUGACUCAGGCCUAUUCACGCUCCAGCACAAAGGACACGAGCAACAUCUUCGCCUACAGGGAAAUGGUUACUCCAAGUCAAGAAACUGGGUUCGAUUCCUGGCAAGAUCUCUAUGGUCCUCAUGAUAUCCUAGGAAGUUCAUCGUCUAGCCUGCUGGCCAAUUUCAACUACACAGCUUCCUCGACCAAGGUAUACCCGGUUGAUGGCUAUGGUUCCAUCCCGCUCAACCCGGACAAGGCCCUCUUCUCUGCAGACAACAUUGCCAUCAUAACAGACGGCGACUGCGUCUCCACCUGCGCCUUCUUCGUCAAGUUGAUGAAACGUCAAGGUGUUCGCACAAUUGCCUUCGGUGGUCGUCCCACAAACCAGCCUAUGCAAGGCGUCGGCGGCGUCAAGGGCGGCCAAUCUAUCGGAGUCGACUAUAUAAACGGCUACAUCCAGCAAGCAAAUACACUGAUUCGCAACGCAGCCAACACAUCCACCCCGCUUCUGACGCAGGCCGAGUGGAAGACGUUCAAUGAUUCGAGCCCUAGCCUUGCAGAAUCGUAUGCGUGGAGCGGCAAUUUGAAUCUGCGCAAUGAGUACGAUCCGGACGAUCAUGAGACGCCGUUGCAGUUCGUAUACGAAGCGGCGGAAUGUCGACUAUUCUACACUUUGGAUAAUUAUCUGCGGCAGGAAACGGUUUGGCAAGCUGCUGCUAAAGCGAUGUUCGGGAGCUUUGGAUGUGUGAAUGGGUCUACUGGUGGAGAAGGGAGCUUGAAUAGUAGUUCUUGA